UAAGACUUUGCCUCGUUAUCGGUAUGCGUGUGCAUGAGAAUAACUUGGAAUUUUGUACUGUGAUCGAUUACAUAUCACCAACAACAACGACGUCCUUUAGGAAAUGACAUUGCGAGUGAGGUAGUCAUUACUUUUAAAUAAACUGCCAGGAAACAGUACAUGUAGUACCGUUUGAGGGCCGUCAUGUCCGCAGCAAAUAAUGGAUACCCUCAUCAGUUGGGUGUACAAAUGCGAGAAUAUGUGGACAGGAGACUCGAAGCAGCAACGGAGAUCCAAGAAUCCAUCCAUGUUUGGCUUGCUGAGGUUCUUGAACAGUGUAAAAAGUCAUUUGCCAGGCCAGAACCUGAACUUUUACCCAAGACACCAUCUGCCAAACGAUCACGCCGACGGCUCAGGGCUGAAGAGUUACAGGAAGAAGAGGUUGAAUUGCCCCCACGAAAAAGACCAAGUCUUGCAAAGAAAGGGAAGCCACAAAGAAAGGGAAAAAAUGACACAGAAACAGAAACUGAAGCUGACGAUGAAGAAGAGAAUGUAGCACCAUCCCUUCCACGUGCAACGCGUAGAACUCGUGCUGCAGCGCGAAGCACAGCAACUACCAGAUCAACUAGAACAACACGUACCAGGAAGAAACUGAACGCGGAUGAAAAUAAGACGGAAUCACCUGUAUUUAGCAUUAAAGCACAGAACUUUAAAAAAGAAACUCCCAAACCGGCAACUCCACUUUCCAAUGAUGACCUCCGUAAUAAACUCAACAAGAAGUCAUCCGUGUCCUCCCUAACUGAGGCUACCAGCACUACUCCCUUGUCCCCCAAAACACCCCGCACCCAGUUGGCCAGCGCUAAGGCACUUACAUGUAGUGGUAGCCCUCGAACUGCUGUGGGAUUUUUAUCUGUGAAAGAGAGAGCAUCACAGUAUGAACAGAAAGUACUGUCUUCAGGUGGUAACACCCCUACCCCAAAAGGUCCCAGAAUUAAUGGGAUAUCUCGACUUGGCAGCAGUGGAAGUAAUACUGUGAAAACACCAGCCUCUGGGAAGAGCCUCACACCUGUCACGCCAUCUACCGUUACAAAAUGCAAAAUCUCUCUCAGCAACCACCACACAUCCUCUAGCUCCGCCAAGAGAAUUAUUGUGAAGAAAAGUAACAUGACUCCUCAGCCCAGCACCCCUGUUAGUCGCCUAAAGAAUCGUUCCUCAGCUACUGGAAACAGAGCCAGUCGAAGGUUGUCUCUAAAGCACACUGCCUCAACUAACAGAAGGUCUUCAAUUGUUCGCCAUUCUCGUCAAACCAAGGCACAACAAGAGCCGACUAUGCCAGAUGAGAAACAGACUAGCAGCGAGAGAUCAUCUUGGGUGUCCGUGAACAGUGAAGAGAGUUCGAAACGUAAUAGUGCAAAUGAAGAAGCUGAGCCGAAAGAGAAAACAGCCGAUGUACCAAAACUGCGUGGUAAGCUGACAUUGAAGAAAACAAAAGUGUUACGCCCAAAAGUCACACGAUCUGCAGCCAAACAGGAGGCUGCGUGUAAAGAUGACAGAGAAAGAUCCAUGAACUGCUCAUCAGAGGCCCAUGAAAGCAUGGAAGUUAAUAGUGAGAGAAAUUCCAAAGAUAGCAGGCGUGGAACAGUAACCAUAGAGAAAGUUACCACAGCUGACACACAUAUGGACGUCACAGACAACGGUGACCGCUUAGAAUCGACUGACGACAGACGCGGGACAGUAACAUUGGAGAAAAGUGACAUUGGAGAAACAAAUACUGACCUUGUCAUGGAAUCAAAUGGGGAUAGAUCAGCAGAAAGGGGAGAUAACUGUUCUGAGCCAGUUGUAAUCUGUGACAAGGUCACAGAUGAAAAUAGAGACUCUUCUGGUUCAGGGAAAUCUAGUUCAAGUGAUGAUGCCAGUGACAAAUCUUAUGAAAUGGAGAACUGUGUUGAGGAAGGUAGUAAAAAGAGAAUGUCAGACAGCCACAGAGUGACUAGAAAAUCAGACAGUAACAAAUCUAGCAGGGCAUCAAGGAGUAGUGGACAGAAACAUUCUCCAAAAUUGUUAAGGAAUAGCUCUGACCGGGCCAGAAAUGCCAGUACAGAAGUGGUAGAGAGUGAGGAAAGAGUAGAGCCUGCUGAAACUCUACGCCCAAAAAGAACCACGAGGGCUGACCGAAACAAAACCUCAGCGUCAUCGCGAACUUCUGAGGACAUAGAAGGUGGUGGUUUGCGCCAGUCUUCACGUCUACGGUCAAGGACGUCACGGACCAGUCAGCCAGGCAGUGUGGCUGAUGCGUCUGAUGCAGCAGAAGAGGGGGAGGAAGGACAGGAUAAUGUGUUUGCUGUUCCGGAGGCACCAGCUCCAAAACCCUCCAGAGCUUCCAGAUCUCAACGUAAGCGUGUGAUGUCAGAGAGUGAUGAGGCCUCGGAAACCGAGACCAAGCGGCCGUGUGUUGACGGGGAGAAGUCGCAGGGUGAAGAAAGUUCUUCAGAAUUUGAAAGUGCUAAAGAGGAUGAAAGUGAAGAAGACAAGACAACAUCUGAUAGUGAUGCUGAUGUUGUUGAUCGAACUCCUUCACCGAAGUGUCCCGCGAACAAAGUUGUCCGACCCCACCCUGCGUCUUUCCUGAAUGCUUUGAACAAGGACAAAAACAAGUUGUUCAAUUUGAAUGCCGCUGGCAUGAAGUCUUUCCUAAGAUCCAGCCCUGCAAAGAGGCCACUAACUUUAAAGGAACAAGAGGUGUUACGUAGAAAAGAACUAGAGGAAAAGCAAAGGAAAGAAAGCGAAAGAAUGGAGAAGAGAAAGCAACAGUUACAGGCGCAGGCUGAGGCCAAGAAGAGGCAAAGAGAAGAGCACUGGAGAAAGGUUCAAAACAUGCGCUUACAGAAACAGAAAAGAGAGCAGGAGGAGAAAGACAGACUCCUGGAGAAGAUGGAACAUAAAAACAAGAUACCUGAACAGGUGCUGGAGGUGAAACGCAAGGAAAAACAGGAGAAGAAACAGAUCAGACAACAGAAGCACACAGAAGCUGAAGAGCGACGUUUACAAGAUGAGGCUGAGAGACUGAGAAAACUCAAAGAGAAGGAGGAAGAAGAUCGCCAGCAUGCUGAACUCCUCCAGCGUAAACGUGAAUAUGAGGAGCAGGAGAGGGCAAAGAGGAUCGCUGAGGAGAAGCUGAGACUGGAGGAGCAUCAGCGAGAGAUGGAGAAGAAACGCAAAGAGGAGGAAAUGAGACAGAUGCUGAUUCAGCAGGAAAAUGAACGACAGAAGCUGAAACAGCAAGCUGAAAGGGAGCGUGAGCAAAGGUUGAAAGCUGAAAGAAUGGAGAAGGAACGUCAAGAACAAGAGAUCAGGGGCCAGAAAGAUCUCAAGGAAGAAUUAAUGAAGCUGAGGGAACUGGAGAAGCAGAGGAAACUGGCAGAGAAGCUGAGGCAGGAGGAGAUGAGACAGAUGGAAGGCCGUUACAAACAGCUGAUGAGUCAACAGAGGAACAUGCUGAAUGUGAUGGCCUCCAGUAACCCCCUGGCUGAAAAGGCGGCCUUAAAUUCUACAGUGACACUCGACAAGAGUCCACAGUCAUAUCAGAUAACUCCGCUUAAGAAGUUCUCCAAGAAGCAGUCAGAGGAAUCAUAUGACAUUACUGGCUUAGAUUCUGAUGCAUCUACAGAUGAGGAGGAUGCGCCUAAGAGGAAGAUACCCAGAUGGGCACAAGGUUCAGAACUGAAAGUCGCCCUUGUGAAUCAGUACUACCAUAAGCCCAUUGACUCGGAAGCCCUCUUUGGUAUAAUCGCCUUACCUGACCUCAACGAGAUGUUCGUGAAAAAGAAGCCACGCUUCAACAAGAGGACGAGUUCUGCCAACUGGGACUCCCCACUGCUCAAGGCCAGCAUUCCUAGGACAUGAUUGGCAAUUGUUUUUAACUUUUGUUAUCCGAUAAGUGCCAUAAAUGGACCGUGCAGAGGAAGACAAGGUUCUGUAUCCUGUCAGCCUGUUCAGAGAAAGGCAUGGUGACAGGUAGCUGUAGGAUUUUGUCAUCAACUGCAGUCAUUCCCGGACACAGAAGACUGACAACAGUAGCCUUGGCUGAGAUUGCAGGAUGAACACAGUCAUAUGCUAGAGGUCAGAGCAGUAACUGGAAACAUGACUUUGCCACAACCUAUUAUGGUAGUCCUCUGGUCCGGUGACUGAUCACACGCUUGAUGCGUCAGUGUUGAUGACAGUGACAUGGCAAAUGUAACGUCCCGCCAUUGUGCUCUCUUAGUUGGGUUAACAUCUACUAGAGGCUUGUUACCAUCACAGUUGAAUGUUUUUGUUGAUUCUGCUCACUUAUUCCAUUAUGUUAUGUUAUUUUAAUUAUUGCAUAUUAAUAUUUUGUCUGUAUUUGGGACAUUAAUUCCCAACAGGUGAUUUUCAGUGUCGUGAUCUUUGCCUGAUCUGUUGUUUCGAUGGCCACUACUACGGUCAACAUGUGUAUUUAUUAUAAGCUUUCAGGUUGUAAACAAAUACUACUUAUAAUAGGCGGGUACAGUAUCAUACUAUUACAUGUACAGGUGUAUGGAAGGAUCUGCACAUACAGCUUUGCACAAUUACCCAUGCAUACACCUUUACGCAAUUACCAACACAUACAGUUCCAUAAUAUUGCUCACACCAUCAGCUCCACUGGACAUCUGUGCCAUGCAUUCACCCAAACAUUGCAGCCCCACCAAAUUAACCAUAUUUGCCAAGGAAUGCACAUGCAUGCAGCUACACAGAAUUACCCACACUUCCAGUUCCAUAUAUAACUUGCACAUGCAGUUCCAUAGAAUAACUCAUGCUUGUGGUUCCAUAGAAUUGUCCAUGCUUUAUGGUAAAGAACACAACAUCAGCUAAUAUCAGCUUUUUAUCGUUACUUUAACCAAAGCAGUUUUCUAAUUGACCCAUUUACAUGUAACUGAUCUUGUAUUUAGUGUAUUUACCCACAGGUUGUUUGGUUGGUAUAAUGUAAAUAGCAGGGUCUUGAUAUCCCAACCCUGUAGAAAUGUACAGUUUGUAUAUAUACCUUUAUGCAUGUUUAACUUUAAUCUACUACUGAUUACUCUAGAGCUCUCCUUGUCUAGCCAGUGUACAUGCGUUCCCUGGCUUUGAUAAGUUUCACUAUUAUGUUCUUGUAUCUUGAACUUCAUUAAUCUGAUGUAUGUGAAAAAUAUGGAUACAGAUAUGACAGCAUGUUUAUGACCCUUGUGUAAUGCUACAGCUGAUUGGGAUAGAAUACAUCCUCACUGUUAUUUGGAAAGGGAUUCAGUUAUCGUGAAGCACAUGUCGGAUUUAUUAUUAAUUUCUCAAUAUUGUAGUCUCUGUGAAGUCACUCUAAUAAGAAAUCAGUGUUACUUUCUAGAAGCACUUGGUAUGAAGCCCUGGAAGUGAUCCAUCGACACAGCUACUUGUACGUGGGCACCAGAGUUCAAUUCUGAUGCCAUUUUAUAUGCGAAAAGGUUAAGGAAUUAUAGUUGUGUAUAUGAGCCAUGUCCUGGAUGGUGAACAGCAGCUUUUUUAAUUAUUUUACGGGCCCAUACUACUUCUUUAAAAGAAUUUUGUUUAAAUACCAUCAUGCCAAACACCAUUCCAAUAUUUUAUACCUGCAUAACAUUAGACCCUUUAAUUUUUAUAGGAGGCUGAAGUCUUAGCGUGGGAUUUUUUAUGUGCUAGUUUUAUAUGCUGUUGUGGCCUAUUUGGAAUAGAGAGUGAUAAGUAGGUUAGAUAUUUUAUAAACAAUAGCUACAAAGUGUCCAUAAUCAUCACAUUUAAGAAUCUGGUAGUUUUAUUCCCGGCUUGUACAUGUAAAUGAAAAAAGUUGUAAAUCUGAG
Molecule: messenger RNA, 5822 nt
Organism: Liolophura sinensis
Lineage: Eukaryota; Metazoa; Mollusca; Polyplacophora; Chitonida; Chitonidae
Product: inner centromere protein-like
Exons: 19
Coding region: 184-3882 (1232 amino acids)
Biological process (GO): meiotic spindle midzone assembly; mitotic cytokinesis; metaphase chromosome alignment
Cellular component (GO): meiotic spindle midzone; midbody; chromosome passenger complex
Source: RefSeq, a predicted model, not a curated record